Symbiodinium sp. CCMP2592 is the source of this 2751-nucleotide messenger RNA. NCBI's taxonomy places the organism in Eukaryota, Dinophyceae, Suessiales, Symbiodiniaceae. The record is from the annotation of a GenBank genome assembly.
AUGGCUGUCAUCGAUCUACUCGGUGCAAGCAUCACUUCUUUGGAUCAAAUUCGAGGACUUUGCGACAAAGCUGGUGAUGGUGAUCCGGGAGAGCGAGCCCGGCGUCUGAAUCUGCACAUGAACCAGAUCAAGGAUCUUGCCGGCCUCAGCCGUUUUGCUCUCCUUGAGGAGCUGAUCCUCUCCGGCAACUGCAUCUGCCAUCUCAGGCCUCCGGAUUUCGUGAGGCUCUCGAGUCUGCGCCUGCUGGACUUGAGCUGCAAUGCCGUGACCACCCUCACGGGGCUUCGGAACCUGAACGCCCUCGAGGAGCUGCGCUUGGCCUACAAUCAGAUUCAGACGCUCGAAGGCCUGCAGCAGUUCUGGGGCCAGCGAUUUCGUUUGAGAUUGCUGGACCUGAGGUCCAACAAGAUCGGGGCAAUGGCCCAACUGCUUUUUCUGGGAGGUUGCACGAAAUUGGAGACCCUGGCUUUCCAGGAGGAAGUCGGAAAAGAUUCGAACCCCAUUUGCAGAGAGCCAAACUACCGCAUGCAUGCACUGCAAGUGGUUCCGUGGCUGCGGGUUCUGGAUGGCUCCGCAGUUGAAGAAGCACAGCGAGUGAUUCAGGAGAGCCAGCAAGUCAACGUUUCCAGCAGAGACUCUGAUCGCCUUCGGCAUCCCAAUUCCCAACUCCUUGACGAGAGUCGGCAUCUGGAGGCUCAGUACGAGGCAGCUGAGCGAGAAGCCGCCGAAGCACAGGCCGAGGCUCUGACGGCACAGAAAGCAGCGAGACAGGCCCAAGACCAAAGGACCCAGGCGAUGAAGAAAGCCGAAUCGGAGCGUGAGGCCAAGAUCCACUCGGAUCUGGAAGAGAUUGUGAUGGCCGUUCAGAAGCAGGAGGAGAGCUUUGCUGAGCAGCUUGCUCGACUGAGUCGCGCAGAAGAAGAAGAGGCUGCAGCACAAGCGAUGCGGCAAGAGGAGUCGGAGGCGCUUGCACACGAGCAGCAGCAGCUACAGGCGCUCAGCAUAAGCGAGACCCACGAGUCGGCGAUGGCAGAUCGCUUCAAAGGUGAGAAGGCGGAUGCCGAGCAGCGGCUGCUCCAAUGGCAGAAGCAGAUCCGUGGUCCAUUGGCAUCCUGUGCCGACGCUGGGCUCAAGUCCGAGCUGCUCCAAACUUCCCAGCGUUUGAAAGAAUCCAGGCUGCGCCUCUCAAAGAUUGAUCUGGAAGACCAGGAGGCAGGCAAGCUUCAGGCAGCCACUUCGACCGCGCUCCACCAACGGGAGUUGCUCGCCCAGCUGCGACUUCGUCUGGGACAGCUGGACGGCUUGCAGAGGGCCUGGACUGCUGAAGCAGCGGCUGCUGCUGCCAGCAUAGUGGAGAUGCGAGGACGUCAAGCCGACGAAGCCAGAGAAGAUGCUCAAGCACUGGCAUCCGCUUCCGCUUUGGUACACAAGCUUGCAGAAAAUGCGUCACACUGGGCUAUUGAAGAAGAGCUCGUGCAGAAAGAGGCCGACCUGCUCAACAGUUCUACACCAACUGCAAGGUCUUCCGAAGAGCCAGGCUCCAGCCUGCUGCACGAACACCGGCAGCUGCAGCGAAAGGUCGAGGAAAAGCGCUGUGACUCCGACGAUGGCACCCGGGCCGUCGGUAUUCUUAAGGAGAAAUUGGCCUCCGUCCUGGAGCAGGCAAUGUUGGAGAUGGAACAAAGCCGCUCUCGUCUUUCAGCUGCGGAAGCUGCAUUGGCACAGAAGGGCAAGGUUCUCCAGAUGGCUCAGGAGCAGGAAGACCUCGAUGCUGAGCUGCUGAGGAAGAUGGGCGAACAGCUAGAGGCUUUGAAGGAAGAAGUGGCCACGGCCGGACUCCAGGCGAGCGAAGUGUCAGGCUUGGCUGAGGUCGAAGAGAACGUCGUGCUCGAGGGCCUGAGCGAAGCCGCUUGCCAAGCGGAGAAGGACAUCGAGGAGCUGGCACGAAAGAGAGAUGCUGGCGUGCCACGGGCGGCAUAUCAGGAGCACUGCCAGGCUGCGGAAAACGCAGAGCACGAACUGCAGCAGCUGCGCAACACAGACUCUUCGCUACGAUGCAGCCUGCAGGAUCUUCAAGUGGCAUUGGAGAAACGAAGAGAGGAUCUAUGCGUGCUUCUGGAAGAGUUGCAGCAGCACCACCAUGCCGGCGAAGACACGUCACAGAAGUUGAAGAUCAAGUUGCAGAUGAUCGCCGAUGCCCGCCGCCGCAUGAGUGCUAUGUCGGGCUCGAUGCAGCAGGCUGAUGCUCAGCAGCAAGAGCAGGAUGUUCUCUGGAGAGACCAGCUUGCCAAGGAUGCGGCGGCGGCAGAGACCCGCCUCAAAGAGGUGGAUGUUCUGCAAGCCGCGGACCGUGAGCGGGAGGAGGAGAGUGUGAAGCUUUCUAAGUUUGUGCGUGCGAAAGGAGAGCGGAACAGUUUCGCAGAACGGCAGCUCGAAGGAGUGCGCAAAAUGGCAGAAGACAAAGCCCGUAUACUCGAAGCUAAAGUCUUCGAGCUAGAGAGCCAGGGCGCCCGUGUUCUCCAGCAGGCCAGGCUGGCGCAGAACGAGAUGGAGGAGCGAUUUCGCUCGGAGCGUGCCGAGCAGCAGAGCCAGGAACAAAGCCACAGGUCUCAGGCACUUUUGCUACGGGGGCAGCUCAAGGCCGCCCCUUUGGCCCUGGCAGCUCAGUGCCAGCGCAUCGCACAGGAGCGGCACAGUUCGCAGAUGCGGGUGAGAACUCUACUGGCCGGUUUCAGUGCCUCGUCUUCCUGA